GAUAUUCAUGUCUCUUCUCAACAUAGGUGGAGAGAUGGCAUCUGGAAGUAAUAUUGAAAAAGAACCACUAAGGCAAAAGUGGGAAUCAGAAAAAGGGAAUGGAUUUGAUUGCAACAUUUGCCUUGACUCAGCAAAUGAACCAGUAAUCACCCUUUGUGGACAUCUAUAUUGUUGGCCUUGCAUUUACAAGUGGCUACAUGUCCAAACCUCAUCACCUGACCUAAUUGAACUGCCCAAAUGCCCAGUCUGUAAAUCAGACAUCUCUGAAUCAUCGUUAGUCCCAUUAUAUGGGCGUGGCACUUCUUCCCCCAAUUUCGACAGAAAAAGAUCUCAAGCAGACCAGAUCAUACCUCGCCGGCCACAGGCAAUUGGUACCCACAGCCUAAUAACCCCUGCCCCAGUACCAAAUCAUGAGGCAGAUACUUCCAACACUUUUCAAUCUCGACAUCAGCAGUUACAUCAUCACCAAGAAUACUUACCCCAUGCAUACAGUCAGUUAGCAUCUUCUGAUUUUGGGCCACCAGCAAUGGCUAGCUUCUUCAGCCCGACAGUUGGGAUGUUCAGAGAGAUGGUGUUAACUAGAAUAUUUGGGGGCUUAGAUCAUGUGAGUAUGUUAGCCUACCAUCACCCUAAUUCUGUUGUUUUGGGCACACCAAGUCCGAGAAUGAGGAGACAUGAAAUGCAGCUAGAUAAGUCUCUUAACAGGGUAUCCAUCUUUCUAUUCUGCUGCUUUAUCUUGUGUCUUCUCCUGUUUUGAAAGAUUCAUAUUUAUCUCAUUUGAUAUAAGGGGUGGAUUUAGUUCUAUAAAUAUUUUUUGUGUAUAGUACAUUGUGUUACAUUGUGUAUUCAUGCAUGUGAGGAACAUACUUGAAAAACAUAUCCAAUAAAGUUGCCAAUGGAUUGCUGUU
This is a messenger RNA of Impatiens glandulifera, 908 nucleotides long. Its product is annotated as E3 ubiquitin-protein ligase RMA3-like. Gene Ontology annotation, molecular function: ubiquitin-like protein conjugating enzyme binding; ubiquitin protein ligase activity; metal ion binding. Gene Ontology annotation, cellular component: endoplasmic reticulum. The transcript has a single exon. Lineage: Eukaryota; Viridiplantae; Streptophyta; Magnoliopsida; Ericales; Balsaminaceae. The record is from RefSeq and is a predicted model, not a curated record. Bases 8 to 757 code for a protein of 249 amino acids. Gene Ontology annotation, biological process: ubiquitin-dependent protein catabolic process.